AUGCGUUGCAACUACUAUGGAAACUCCUGCGGAAGCUAUGGCUAUGGCUCAGGCUGCGGCUAUGGCUGUGGCUAUGGCUUAGGCCGUGGUUAUGGCUGUGGCUAUGGCUCCCAUUCUGGCUCUAAGUGUCGCUAUGGCUCUGGAUAUGGACAUGGCUGUGGCUAUAGCAGUGGCUAUGGCAGUGGCUACGGCUCUGGAUAUGGACAUGGCUGUGGCUAUAGCAGUGGCUAUGGCAGUGGCUACGGCUCUGGAUAUGGACAUGGCUGUGGCUAUAGCAGUGGCUAUGGCAGUGGCUAUGGCUCUGGAUAUGGAUAUGGCAGUGGCUAUGGCUCUGGAUGCUAUGGAUACAGGCCAUUCUACUACAGAAGAUGCUCUUCUUCUUGCUGCUAA
Messenger RNA from Ochotona princeps (American pika), 390 nucleotides. Its product is annotated as keratin-associated protein 21-1-like. The transcript has a single exon. Lineage: Eukaryota; Metazoa; Chordata; Mammalia; Lagomorpha; Ochotonidae. Bases 1 to 390 code for a protein of 129 amino acids. The record is from RefSeq and is a predicted model, not a curated record.